This is a messenger RNA of Ahaetulla prasina, 920 nucleotides long. RefSeq names its product tetratricopeptide repeat domain 9C (gene TTC9C). The transcript is spliced from 4 exons. Gene Ontology annotation, molecular function: protein binding. NCBI's taxonomy places the organism in Eukaryota, Metazoa, Chordata, Lepidosauria, Squamata, Colubridae. Bases 125 to 673 code for a protein of 182 amino acids. The record is from RefSeq and is a predicted model, not a curated record.
UUUCCCUCCUCGCCGGCCACUCAGCUUCCGGUCCCGGAGGAGGCGUGGCAGCCCCUGGAGAGCAGCUGCAGCGCCGCUUUUGCAUGGCCGGUUGGCGGGAGCCGGUGCUCAUCCCGGGCCCCGCAUGGCGUCGGCGAAGGUUCCUUCCCAAGCGAUCCCGGAGCAACGGCUGCAACAGGCUCGCGUUUUCAAGGAGGACGGGAACCGCUGCUACAAAGAAGGCCGUUUCAGGGAUGCCGUGAGCCGUUACCACUGGGCCUUACUGCAAAUUAAGGGCCUGGACCCCAACAUGCCUUCCCCACUGCAGGAAUUCAUGGGUGACAAGCCGGCGAUGACAGCGGACCAGGAGAAGCAACUGUACACCAUCCAGUGCGAUUGCUACAAUAAUCUUGCCGCUUGCCUCCUUCAGAUGCCGCCUGUGAAUUACGAGCGGGUGAAAGACUACAGUCUCAAAGUCCUAGAAAGGCAAGCCGACAACGUCAAGGCGCUGUACCGAGCCGGUGUGGCGUUCUACCACCUGGGGAAUUACGACAAAGCACAACACUACCUGUUGUCGGCAACUAGCCGGCAGCCCAAAGAUGCCAACGUCAAACGUUAUCUCCAGCUGACCGAGUCACAGCUCAGUAUUUAUCUCCAGAAAGAAAAACAGUUAUACAUGGGAAUGUUUGGAUAGCAAAACAAAACAAAAAACAAAACCCAAGCCGGAAGUUACAAACCAUGUAUUUCUGGGUUUAUUCCCGUACACAAGAAGCAAUGGAUCGAUCGAAUCUGCAGUUAGGUAGUGCCUUGAACAAAAAAUGCUAAUAGCCAAUCCAGCUAGGAUAAGCAUCAUCAGCCAAAUGUCCUCUUUAUCCAUUUUCCAACACGUUCCCUUCCUCCUUCCCCUCCUUUUCUGUUCAUAAAAUCUUGUGAGAAGUUCA